AUGUGGAGACAUGUUCAAAAAACAUUAUCUUUUAAUAUACUACCUAUAGCUUUAAUAUUGAUUUGCCAUAGUUUGUAUAACCCAACUGAUAGUGGUGCAGUUCAGAUUACACAAAACAAUUUAGACAUGGUACUAGCAUCUAAUGAGGUGGUAUUCAUUAACUUUUACGCUGAGUGGUGUAAAUUUAGCAACAUGCUGAUGCCGAUUUUCGAUGAUGCGGCGGACGAAGUUGUCAAGGAAGGUUAUGAUACUGGAAAAGUUGUUAUGGGAAAGGUAGACUGUGAUAAGGAAGGAGCUAUAGCAACAAGGUUUCACAUUACAAAGUAUCCCACACUAAAGCUCUUCCGUAAUGGCCUUCCAGCUAAGAAGGAAUAUAGAGGUAAGCGUUCAGUUGAAGCAUUUGCUGAAUUCAUUAAGAAGCAGUUGACUGAUCCCAUCAUAACCUUUGGUUCGUUAAAAGAACUGCAUGAUCUAAGUGAAGACAAGAGGCACAUAAUUGCUUAUAUGGAUAGAAGAGAUCAGCCUGAAUAUGAAGUAAUACGAAGAGUUGCUGCUAGUCUUAAAGAUGAAUGUAUCUUCCAUGCUGGUUUUGGAGAUGCUUCUCAGCAAAUGCACCCACCAGGUCAACCAAUUGUUGUGUUCAGGACUGACAGAAAAACUUCCACCGAGCCUGAUGAAACUUAUCUAGGCUCACUAAAAAGCUUUGACGAAUUAUAUAACUGGGUUCAAGAAAAGUGCAUUCCUCUGGUCCGUGAGAUAACCUUUGAAAAUGCAGAAGAGCUCACAGAGGAUGGAUUGCCAUUCCUAAUUUUGUUUCAUCAUCCUUCAGAUACAGAAAGUAUAAAGAAGUACAAAGAAAUCAUAAGUAGGGAGUUGGUGUCUGAAAAACAGAAUGUAAACUUCCUUACGGCGGACGGUGUGCGAUUCGAGCAUCCUCUACACCAUUUGGGAAAAUCUGUUUCUGAUCUACCUUUAAUAGCCAUUGACUCAUUCCGCCACAUGUACUUGUUCCCUGACUACAAUGAUAUGGAAAAGCCUGGCAAGCUGAAACAAUUUUUACAAGAUUUAUACUCUGGUAAACUUCACAGGGAAUUCCAUUAUGGACCAGAGAGCCCACAAGUGGUGGUGAAUACGGAUAUGAAGGUUACCACACCCCCAGAAUCCACGUUUAAAAAGCUUGCGCCGUCGAAAAACAGAUACACACUCCUUAGGGAUGAAUUAUAA
Molecule: messenger RNA, 1224 nt
Organism: Parnassius mnemosyne (clouded apollo)
Lineage: Eukaryota; Metazoa; Arthropoda; Insecta; Lepidoptera; Papilionidae
Source: the annotation of a GenBank genome assembly